AACAAAAGAACUCCGACGCAACAAAGCAAAUCUGGAAUAACUUUUGCUUGCUUUGUCCACCACUACACACAACACAUCACCCAGCACAAAAACCCUAACCUCUCAUCAUCCUAUCAAAAUCACUCUUUUUAUUAAACAAAAUUAAAAUCCCCCAAAUUCCCAUCCCCUUUCCCACUCACACUCACACUCACAACCCCUCUCUCUCUCUCUCUACUACAGUUGCAUCUGUCGCCUUCAAUUACGACUUUCCACCACCAACACUUUUCUUUCUCUCUCUUGAUUUUUUGGGAGUAUAUAAAUAUUAGGGUUUUUAUUAUUGGGUAUGAAUCAAAUCAGUGUCACAAAAGACUCAGAACAAGGCGAGCCCGUGGCUCAGUCUAUACUGCCCCAACCUCAACAAAACCUUCCAAACGUUUCUGACAACACCGAUUCGGUUUCUGCUCAAGAGCAAGAGGUUGUAGCAGAGGAUAAAUCGCCACCAAUGGAACAACCAAUGGAUGAAGAUUCGGUUAUCCCUGCUACUGUUUUCACUAUUAUGCUUAAACAAUCUAAGUCCGAUUUGCAGCAUAAGAUGAGUGUUCCUGAACUCUGUCGCAAUUUCAGUGCUGUUUCCUGGUGUGGAAAACUAAAUGCUAUAGCUUGUGCGGCUGAAACGUGUGCCAGAAUUCCAAGUUCAACAGCUAAUCCACCAUUUUGGAUCCCUAUACAUAUUGUGAUCCCAGAGAGGCCGACUGAAUGUGCAGUAUUCAAUGUCAUAGCAGAUUCUCCCCGCGAUUCAGUCCAGUUUAUAGAAUGGUCCCCUACCUCUUGUCCCCGUGCAUUACUGAUUGCAAAUUUUCAUGGGAGGGUAACUAUUUGGACUCAACCAUCUCAAGGGCCAGCUAAUCUUGUCCGUGAUGCUAGCUGUUGGCAGCACGAGCAUGAGUGGCGUCAGGAUAUUGCAGUUGCAACAAAGUGGCUAUCAGGAGUGUCUCCGUAUAGGUGGCUAUCAUCCAAAUCGAGUGCUCCUACAAAUCCGAAGGUUACAUUUGAGGAAAAGUUUCUUUCGCAGCAAUCUCAAACUUCAGCUAGAUGGCCCAAUUUUCUUUGCGUCUGUUCCGUCUUCUCAUCAGGCUCAGUUCAACUUCACUGGUCCCAGUGGCCUCCUAGUCAGAAUGGCUCAACGCCUAGUUGGUUUCACACCAGUAAAGGACUAUUAGGUUGUGGGCCCAGUGGCAUUAUGGCAGGUGAUGCUAUUAUAACAGACAGUGGUGCCAUGCAUGUGGCAGGUGUACCAAUUGUUAACCCAUCCACCAUCGUAGUCUGGGAGGUCACACCUGGACCUGGAAAUAGCUUCCAAGCAACUCCAAAGACAAGUACUGCUUCUGGUGUCCCACCUCUUAUCUCACCCAACUGGGCUGGUUUUGCACCUUUAGCUGGAUAUUUAUUUUGUUGGCAAGAUUAUCUACUAUCUCAAGCAAAACAAGGAAAAAAGCUGACAGACAAAAACCUUGGUGAUGCUGUACCUCUAUACUGCUCACCAGUUUCAAAUUUUUCAGCAUAUGUGAGUCCUGAAGCUGCGGCUCAAUCUGCAGCUACCACUACAUGGGGUUCUGGUGUAACAGCUGUGGCCUUUGAUCCAACUCGGGCUGGUUCCGUGAUAGCUGUUGUGAUAGUUGAGGGACAGUACAUGUCCCCUUCUGAUCCGGAUGAAGGCCCAUCAAUUACAGGAUGGAGAGUGCAACGCUGGGAAUCUUCUUUACAGCAGGUCGUUCUCCAUCCUAUAUUUGGGAACCCUACCUCUAGUAUGGGUGGACAACCUCCUAUGCAAACUGUUUGGCAGUCCAAAGUGGACCUGAGCAUACCUCCAACAAAUGAUUUCAAGUGUCAUCAAUCACCUGCAAUUGGAAUGUCUACUGAUGUGCAAAAGUUAUCUGAGCCUGUUCCGGAUAAAUCCAAGCGGGUCAAUUUUGAUCCAUUUGAUCUUCCAAGUGACAUAAGAACACUUGCGCGAAUUGUUUACUCUGCUCAUGGUGGUGAAAUUGCAAUUGCUUUCCUUCGGGGUGGUGUCCAUAUAUUUUCUGGUCCAAAUUUUGCACCAGUGGACAACUAUCAAGUUACUGUUGGAUCUUCAAUUGCUGCUCCUGCUUUUUCUUCAACAAGCUGCUGUUCAGCUUCUGUUUGGCAUGAUACUGGCAAGAAUUGUACAAUAUUGAAAAUAAUUCGGGUUCUUCCUCCUCCCACCCCUAUUAGUCAAGUAAAGGCUAAUUCAUCAACUUGGGAGCGUGCAAUUGCUGAAAGGUUUUGGUGGAGCCUUUUGGUUGGAGUUGAUUGGUGGGAUGCUGUCGGCUGCACACAGAGUGCUGCUGAGGAUGGUAUUGUUUCACUUAACAGCGUCAUUGCAGUUUUGGAUGCGGAUUUCCAUUCUCUUCCAUCUGUGCAGCACAGGCAACAAUAUGGUCCUAGUCUAGACAGAAUAAAGUGUAGGCUACUGGAAGGGUCAAAUGCCCAAGAGGUCAGGGCAAUGGUUCUGGAUAUGCAAGCUAGGUUGUUGUUGGAUAUGCUGGGGAGAGGGAUUGAGUCUGCAUUCAUAAAUUCUUCAGCAUUAGUGCCUGAGCUUUGGCAAGCAUCUGGUGAAACAUUAUCCAGCAUUGACCCCGAAACAAUGGCUGUUGAGCCUGCACUAAUUCCUUGUGUUCAGGCUUAUGUUGAUGCAAUUCUUGAUUUAGCUUCACAUUUUAUUACACGUCUGCGACGUUAUGCAAGUUUCUGUCGCACAUUGGCUAGUCAUGCUGUGACUGCAGGCACUGGAAGCAACCGCAAUCUGGUUGCCAGUCCCACCCAAAGUUCAGCAACUCCUGCUACAAGUCAGGGAGGUCAAAAUGGCAGCGCUAGCUCUAUGGGGAGCACACAGUUGCAAACCUGGGUACAAGGGGCUAUUGCCAAAAUUAGCAACACAACUGAUGGAGGGUCCAACCCAACUCCUAACCCCAUCAGUGGUCCUUCAACAUUUAUGCCUAUUAGCAUUAAUACUGGAACAUUUCCCGGAACACCUGCAGUUAGACUUAUUGGGGACUGUCAUUUCCUUCACAGACUAUGCCAGCUUUUGCUCUUUUGCUUUUUCUUUCGACGUACACAGCUUCCCCGCUAUAUGGGGGCUGCAAAUAGAACUACUGAUACAAAUAUACAGAAGUCUAAUGCUCCUGCUUCUGGCAAGGUGGAGGAGAUCUCAAAACCCGUUUCAGCUGUGGCCAAAUCAGAAGAUGGCCUGACUGGACGAGCUGGUCAGCUUAUGUCUGGGUCAAAAGGAAGCGAAGAAGCACCUUCUGGACGUUCGAGAUUGGGAAGUGGAAAUGCUGGUCAAGGAUAUACGUUUGAAGAGGUCAAGGUGCUUUUUAUGAUGCUUAUGGAACUAUGUCGCCGAACAGCUGGGCUGCAACACCCAUUGCCAGUGUCUCAGGUGGGGAGCAGCAACAUUCAGGUUCGGCUUCAUUAUAUUGAUGGAAACUAUACCGUACUGCCCGAGGUUGUGGAGGCAUCCCUUGGUCCGCAUAUGCAGAAUAUGCCCCGUCCUAGAGGUGCAGAUGCUGCUGGUCUUCUGCUACGCGAGCUAGAACUCCACCCUCCAGCAGAAGAGUGGCAUAGGCGGAAUAUGUUUGGUGGACCUUGGUCUGACCCCGAGGAUGUGGAUUUUGCAAAUGAUCAAUCUAAAGUUGUUUUUUCUGACCCACGUGAUUUGAGCUCAGUGGAGCAUUGUGAUGCCUACUAUGGAACCCAUCGCUUAUGGCCAAGGAAGCGCAGGAUGUCUGAAAGAGAUGCAGCUUUUGGGUUGAAUACUUCUGUGGGCUUGGGAGCUUAUCUUGGUAUAAUGGGAUCUCGAAGAGAUGUUGUUACUGCAACAUGGAAGACUGGACUUGAAGGGGUCUGGUACAAGUGCAUAAGAUGUCAGCGGCAGACUUCUGCUUUCGCAUCUUCAGGUUCUACUGCCUCUCCUAGUCAGAAUGAAAGGGAAAUGUGGUGGAUCAGCCGAUGGGCAUAUGGCUGCCCAAUGUGUGGUGGAACAUGGGUUCGAGUUGUAUAGAUGACAACAUUAUGGUAUUAUUAUAUUCCGAGCUUCAUAUUUGGGAAAUGCGAGGCUUGCAUACAUUUGUGGCUAACUAUGAAAGAAUACUCAGAUGAAAUGUUGACUGAAAUUGUACAGGAGAAGACUUUUAGAUUUGCCUGACAAGCUGGUUAUCUGUAUAUAUUGUUAUUGAUGGUGGCCACACUAUUUUGGAUAUGGAUAUUUUUCCCACUGAUCACUAUGCAGGGGUGAUUUCAAUCAUUCAAAAAUCCAUUCAGACAGAUCUCCAUGUGUUUUAGGAGGUCACUUACACAAAUCGCAUUAGAAAUCCGACGGAUUAUGCGUGGGGCAUUAUAUUUUGUCUUGCAGCCUGGUCCUUGCCAAAUAUCAAUCGUUGACUUCUGUAAAAUAUAUCAGUGUUCGGUUAUGCAGAUUGUAAACCCUCUGUAGAACAAUGCGUACCUGCUGUUUCAUGCAUGCUGAUAAGAUUCACAAUCUCAUCGUUGUACCUGAUCCUAUAGAAUAGUUUUGUUCAUUUGUUCAACUGAAACCAUGUAACUAUUAGCUUAGUUUCGUAAUCGUACAUUAACUGUAUGUGGCAUGGAUUUUUUUUUUUUGUUAUUGGGUAUGUUGUACAAUCCAAUGGGGACUGGUUCCGGUUGUUUGUUGGUCAUAGAAUGUAGUUUUAGUCUGGCCUGACCACAUGGUUGCUUUCAAAACAGUGUUUGAGAGUCACAUGUUGUUGCUGCUCAUAUUUCAAGGGUAACCGUAUUAUGCACUAAAAAAGAGGUUUAAUGCCCCAAUCUUUUGAAUUUUAAUAACAAUAGCGAAUAACAUAUUUUUAUAAAAAAAUUGAAAGUAAAGAGUAUAUCAACUUGUGCUUAAAAUUUAAGAGAUUAUACCUCUUUUUUUGGGAUGCAUGUUAGGGGCACCUUUAAAUAAAUCUACAGAUUUAUACUUAUCGAAUUUUUUUGGUUAUGUAAAUUUUUUGUAUAUGAAAGUUAUAUUGGGCAAAUAAUUUAGAUUGAGUUUGGUUGAUCCACAGUUUAGGAUUGACUCUUAUUCAUGAACACUUUGCACCAUAUUGAUAGUAGAAAAACUGUAGAGACUAUUUUUAGUGUGGAA
Cicer arietinum (chickpea) is the source of this 5167-nucleotide messenger RNA. Its product is annotated as mediator of RNA polymerase II transcription subunit 16-like. Lineage: Eukaryota; Viridiplantae; Streptophyta; Magnoliopsida; Fabales; Fabaceae. Gene Ontology annotation, biological process: regulation of DNA-templated transcription. Gene Ontology annotation, cellular component: mediator complex. The record is from RefSeq and is a predicted model, not a curated record.